UAUAUCGCGGAAACAAAUUAUAUAUUUUUCUCAUUGUUUUACAAAAAAUUCUUUAAUAAAAUGUUAAGCGCUCGCAAGGACAAAAAGUUUCUAUUUGAGUUUAUGCAUAAUAGAGAUGUGCCAGCUUGGUAUCGUGGCACUUCGCCAUUUCAAACAGAAGCUGCCGAUGAGCUUGCCAACUCGAUACGUGACGAUGUCGCCCAGGAAACGUCUCAUCGCGUACAUAAUUGCCUAAGUCGACUGGGCUUAAUACCAGCUGUACGCGAUAAGGAUCUGAAAAUGCUUAUGAAAUUGAGCGGCGGCAAUGAUUUGGCUUUUUUAUGGUUUCUGAUGGAGUUGUAUUAUAAAAAACCUGGUGAUGAAUAUAGUAGUCUAAAUGAACAACUAAUACUUACAUCUAUAGCACAUCUUGAUAUGAUUACAACAUUGCGGGAAUUGGAUAAUAUUUUACCGCCAGGCCACCAAUCCAAACGGCAAUUGGAAAAACGUCGAAAGCAAAAGUUAAGAGAUAAAAGUUGGCUAAGCCCACCACAUAAGCUAGUAAAAAAGCAUUCAUCACCGUAUUUUAACAAGCUAGAACGACCCGUACAAUACGGUAAACCACUCGAAGUAGAACGACCUGAUUUUAAGGUAAAAUUCUUUCGCUAUGAAGUCUAUAAGGAUCCAAAUUAUGUGCCACCAAAUGAAGAAAAUCGUUGGUAUGCCAAACAUAGUUUCAAUAGAGCCAAACGUAUUUCAAAUAAAACGAUACGUGAUGUUCUCAAUAAUCUUUCGGAUAAUUUAGAAUUAAUACCGAUUAUAUCUAACAGAGCUAUUGAGGUCAUUGAUUAUGCAUUAAGUGGACUACACGAAGUGAAAGGCAAAGUAUUGUGUAAGAAACAUCAAAUUGAAGAGGAGGAGGCGAAACUACGGCGUACAGAAUUCAUAUUAAAAAAACGGGAAAAGUGUUUUGCAAGCCUUGAAUUGUUUCAAAAGAAAAAACAGGAACGUCUUGAAAGAAUACAAAAAAUGCUGGAAACCGAAGUCGAAAUGUAUCGUCUGCACUAUCAUAAAAAAUUGCAAUCGCACAAAGAUGAACAUAGCUAUAUACGAGUACUCGGCAAAGAGGGUUAUUGUGAGCAUUUAAUUCAGGAUGAUCAGGAAGAAAAUUGUAACGAUAUUGGACCAUGUCCGAAAACACCUUCUCUAUUAUCGAUGGCGGCUAGUCGUACCUCCAGAUAUACUCAACUAUCAGAUAGCAAAUUAAACGGUUUGAGUAAAGUUGAAUCGUUAUUGAUGAACAGAGGUCAUCGUUUAUCAUUUGGGCAAAGAGAAUCUGAACUACAACAAUUUCAUAACAUAAGUCCAACACCUCCGUCAUCGGAACGUUAUUUUGUGGGUCCAACCAAAAAUCAACCAUAUCAUUUUAGUUAUACGAAAAUAUUUCGCUACAAAGACGAGAAUGAUAAAAGAAUAUUUAUUAAAGAUAAAUGUGUGGAAGCCAUGGAAACGAAAGAGCAAUGUGUCCCGAAGUUAGACGAUCUAACACCUGACUUGGCGAAAUUGGCAAAGAAUAAUGCAGAUCAAACGUGGAAUGAAAAUCAAAAGGAAUGGCGUAAAGCGAAUGAAAAUAAUUACUUAGAGGAAUCAAUACAUUUAGAUCCGUAUCCGCCGGAUAUGCCACGUUUACCAUUCUACGAUUGUGAGGAUAAGACACUAAUGAAUGACAUGUUACGCAUUGCAAUAGAUGAGAUGAGAAAAAAUCCAAAAUUUGUACUAGCCUCAUUGCCAGAUGCCCACAAAUUGCCGAUGCUUCGUGAAUGGAUCUAUCAGCGCUAUGGGAAGCGAUAUACGCAUGCACAGCGCAUUAAGGAAUUAAAUGAGUCAAUAAAAAUAAUAAAUGUAUUACAGAAAAUGAAAUUACGCACAAUGCUUCCGAAACCAUAUGAAAUCGGCACAAAAUUCUUGCAAAGCUAUAAAUGUCAUAAAUAUAUCGUGAAAAAGGUGGGCAUAGCACGCCGCCAGUUCUAUGAUCGUGUCAAUUCGGAUCUAUUGAAGCGAGCUCGCUACUUCUGGUUUGCGAUGCGUAUUCCGCUAUGUGCCUUACCAACACGUGCUACAUUUUUUGCUUAUUUACCAGCAAGAAGAGUUGAUAACUAUCUGUUUAAGCCCUGGAAACUAGCCGAACGUAUGGACGCUAAGGCCGAAUGGGAUAAAAAGCGUUUCAUGGAGAAAUUAAAAUUGUUUAGUUUUUUUUAUUUAGGGAAUUAUCAAAAUUCUUGUAUAAUAAUGUUUUUACAAAACUACGCUAAACCCACCACCAACUGGGUGGCACGAGACAUGCAACGUCAACGCGAGUUCGUCGACAAAUAUAUGCGUUCGAUAGAUGUACCAGACUGGUAUCGUGGCUUAUCGUCAUUUCAAUAUCGUGCGGCCAGAAAUUUACUUUAUGCCAUUCGUGACGACCUCGAGCAGGACACUUCGCAUCGUGUGCGUGACAUCUUGAAUACGAUCGGUUUACGCCCACCGAUAUCGAAAAAGAAUGUACGAUUUAUCAUGAAAUUGAGUCGUGGAAAUGAUUUGGCCUUUCUGUGGUUUCUAAAAGAUUUACAUUACACAACGGGGGAACCGGGUUACAAUACGAAUGAACAGUUGAUUUUAUCAUGUAUAGCUUAUUUGGAUUUAAUUUUUACCAUACGCGGACUAGAUAAUCUAUUACCGGCCGGACAACCACCAAAAAAGACACCACCCAAACGUAAAAUGAGUAAAAUUGUAAUCGAACGAAUGUCUAGACGGAAAACGGAAUACAGCAAGUUAUUACCACGUACAUUACCUAAACAAACUGGCUCCUUCAACAAGCAAUACAAGUUGCCAUAUCUCGAGCGUCAACGACGUCCACGUCCAUUUGGUAAAUCGCUUACAGCACAUCCACCCGAAAAUGUAUUACAACUGAAAUUUUUGGAAGUCUUCAAAGAUCCAAAUUACGUUAUACCAAAUGAGUCCAGUCGUUGGUUUUCCAAUUACGAACCCAAUGAAGGCCGUAAAACUGCGAAUAGUCUGGUUAAUCAAAGUUUGGAUGAAAUUUUCAAAGCAAAUUUAGUCAAAAUUCCCAGUCAAGUCUUUGAGGCACAAUUAUUUAAGAGCCUAAGAUUAUCGGGUACGACAUUGAGAAAAAAUAGUCGAAAUGAAUUAGGCAGAAAUAUUUUAUGUGAACAUCAUAAAGUCAUGCAAGAGAUGGAGAAGAGUCUAGAGCUCGAGUUACGUGUGAUAGCGCUCGAGAAGUGUCGAAAGUAUUUUGAUUUGGAUAUACCAAAGAAAGAGAAACGCGUCGCUCGCCUGCGCAAACAGAUUGAGAACGAUGUAAAUCUGCAUUUGUUGCGAUUCCGACAAUUGGCUGACAAAUCACGAAGUCAACUGCUUUUAUGGGGCAAGAAUGACCUGCAAGUUUGCAACUUAAGCAAUGAUGCGAGGAGUAAUAUGGAAAAGGAAUCAUGCAGUUUAUGCAUGAACCAAAGGCUGCAAUGUCAAUCAACACAAACACAAAGCGAGUGUCAUUUUGGACUCAAACCGAAGAUUUGCAACAGUACACGGAGAAAAACGUUAAGUGUGAAGAGUGAACAUAAACUACGUGCACAAAAUUUAGUUAACAACACUGAACCCGAAAUAAUUGGGGAUUGCUUACGCAAAAACCAUUUGAAAAAUCACAAAAUGCAGAGUAUAAAGUCUCCACUGAUGAAGGCACAUAACGCGUGCAAACCGAAAGUUAAUAACUGUGAUAGUAACUACGAUUACAUGCAAAACUACGACUAUGGGCACUCAGACACAAGUAGUGAAACUAAAGCAUUCUUUAAUGCACCGCACAAGCAUACUCCAUUCAAAUUCGAUUAUCAAAAGAUUUUUGAUAUACCUUUCGAACAGGAAGAUGAUAUAAAUAUAAAGAAAAAAUGUGUAGCGGCAAUUAGAAGUGAGGAGCGUUUAAGCAAUCACCAUGCUGAAUCUAGAGAAAAUAUAGAUGAGGCAAUUAAAAACUGUACCAUGAAGGCAAUGGAAAACACUUUUCAAAAAAGCCGUAUAAAUGUUGAAUAUGACACCGAACCAUUAUUGCCAAGUGCGAAAGCAAAUACGUAUUAUGAUCCGAAUAAUAAAGCAUUAAUGCAUCAAAUGUUGAAAGAGGGAAUUGAAAGAUUGGCUAAGGAUACUAGAUAUGUCUUAGCAGCACUACCCGAUGCACAUAAAUUACCAAUUUUACGGUAUUGGAUAUAUCAACGCUAUGGCAAAAUCUAUACCCAGAAGGAAUUGUUCGAAAUUUUCAAAUCAUCGACGCUACUCUUUCGUGCGCUUCUUCAAAUUCAGAUACACGAAGCAUUGCCAUCACCAACGGAUCUUGGGCGGGCAGUAUUUAUUGAUUAUAGUUGUCAUAAUUAUCUAAUGAAAAAGUGCGAUCGCAUAAAGGACUUGUUUUAUAAACGUGUAGACAAGGCAAUUUUGGCACAGUCUCGUCACCUCUACAUAGCCAUGACACCAUAUGUAUACGCUGGACGAUCACCAAAUAAAACAAUUUUCGCUUAUUUACCCUCACGACCCAAUGACAUACAGCACUUUCGGGUGUGGAGCCCACGCGACUGUAAACCAAAAUGGGCAAAACAUAAUAGACUUCCUGGACAAUAACCGAAAGAAUUCAGAAGUGCUAACUGUAUUUAGUAAUUGGUGAUGCCAUAAUGAAACAAAUUUCUUCAACUUUUAUGACAAUUUAGAUAUCAGUCAAUUAGAUGUUAAAGCACUGCAACCGCUUUGAAAAAAUUGGAUGGAGAAGCCAAGUUUUUUAAUGCAUUUGCAGUACUGAACCUCUGUAAUUUGUUGAC
This is a messenger RNA of Bactrocera tryoni, 4841 nucleotides long. RefSeq lists its product as uncharacterized. Bases 61 to 4647 code for a protein of 1528 amino acids. The record is from RefSeq and is a predicted model, not a curated record. The transcript has 6 exons. NCBI's taxonomy places the organism in Eukaryota, Metazoa, Arthropoda, Insecta, Diptera, Tephritidae.